Exophiala aquamarina CBS 119918 is the source of this 2151-nucleotide messenger RNA. RefSeq lists its product as uncharacterized. Bases 1 to 2151 code for a protein of 716 amino acids. The transcript is spliced from 9 exons. Lineage: Eukaryota; Fungi; Ascomycota; Eurotiomycetes; Chaetothyriales; Herpotrichiellaceae. The record is from RefSeq and is a predicted model, not a curated record. Gene Ontology annotation, molecular function: zinc ion binding; DNA-binding transcription factor activity, RNA polymerase II-specific; DNA binding. Gene Ontology annotation, biological process: regulation of DNA-templated transcription; DNA-templated transcription.
AUGCCGAGGGAAAGCUUGGUGGCAAGGUCUGAUGGUGUUCGAAAACCUACCCGUCAAAAAGUGGCCAUGUUUGCCUGUGACAAUUGUCGCACCAAAAGACUCAAGUGCACUUACAACGAGAGGCCGUGCAUGAACUGUAAACUUUACCAGAAGGAAUGCAAACAAACAGGGGCGCGCAAAUCCAAACCCUCCGCGAGACCGCCAACAGACGACUCUUCUUUCGACACAACGCAAAAUACGGACCUGGCAUCGAACGCCUCACCAUCCGUUGAGAGUCAGUCGUACUUUCUCAAAGCACAAAAUGCAACCCCAAGUGUGCAAGAGCAUGAAGAUGCACCAGAUCGCCGCCUCGCAAAUCUCGGGGCCUUAAGCUACGACCAGCCUCAGCAAAUGAUGCCACUGGACGAACUAUUCGAAAAUGAAGUGCUGAGAUUGAAUGUUCCUUUCCACGACUUCUCUUUCCUCGGCGACUUGGUCAGCGAUGCUGAUCAUUCUCUAAAUGGACGCUUAACUGUGGACUCUGUAGUCCCACUGGACGUGGAUGGUUGUCAUGAGCAAGCGGGAACUCCAUUUUCCAAGCUUACCCCCAUAUCUCCCCAUGGUCAGCAAGGGGAUAGAGUAUCUGGCUUGGGAUCCUUGCCUCCCAAGUCCGGACCAGGAGUAUCGGAAAAUCAAAUUCCACCAGGGAUCUUCGUCGGCGUGGGCGAAAUUAAGACUGGUUUUAUUGGGUUAAACUCUACCGGAGGCACACUGGCAAGCUGUAUUCGUGAAUCGAUGAGCAAAUAUCCUCAUCUAUCGUCUAGCUUAAACUUCGAGUGGCUCGUCCAAGCUGGGAAACAUAUUGCCAAAUUCGACACAACUGAGACCGUUGAGAUCUCUGCCGGACAGCUGCCUCCAAAAUCCCUCGCAGCCAUUUGUAUCGCAUCAUACUUUACCAAUGUCCACAUUUACUACCCUAUCAUUCGAGAGCAACAUUUCCAGGCCGACUGGGAGGCACUGUAUGACCCAUCUCAAAAAACACAUCGUGCGUCGAAUUAUAUUCUGUUCUGCCUGGUCCUCACCAUCGGAGCUGCCAGCGACCGGGGCAACUCUGCGUCAGCAUCGCCACUAGAUCAAUUUUCUCGAGAGCUGUUCCAGAAGGCUUGCGCGUUGGUAUAUACCCCAUUGACUGAGUCCUCCGUAGGAGCAUUACAGGUGAUCCUACUUCUUGUCAUGUUCUUGGAACUCAAUGGUAAUUACAGUCUGGCGUCUGUUCUGUGCGGAUUUAGCAUCCGCCUUUGCCAGUCGCUUGGCUUGCACAGGAAAAGUCCUCCAGACUUUGACCUCAGCCCAGAUGAGAUAAGGUAUAGGUCUCAGCUGUGGUGGAUAGCCUUCCGCUUAGAGACGUCUGUCGCCAUGUCUGAAGGUAGACCCACGGCAGUCCGCGAGUUGACGUACGACGUCGACAUUCUUCCGCUCUGUCAAGACAACUGCAUUUCUCCGAUCAUCACCACCGCCUCUGAAAUUCACAGAUGGAGUGCCACCUUGACCGAGCAUUGCAACCGAUUCUCCACCAUCAACAGCCUCUGCAUAAACACGAAUGCCAGGUUAGAUGCGUUGACUGAUCUCGAUAAUUCACUGAUGCGGUGGAGGGAUCAAAUAUCAGUAGAGUAUCAACCUGGGCGAGACGUAGUGUCUGACUGGAAUUCGUUCAUACUCGUCGCUCCGCUCCAUCUUGACUACUUCAAUCUCGUGAGAGCGAUUCACUGGGCUUGCCUCACGGCGAUUGGUACAAACAUCGAUGCAAUCGACGAUCGGCACAGACGCUCACUCCGAACGAGUGACAUGAAAUGCUUGUGGGCGGCCCGGUCAUUCGUCCAAACCGUGAACAGCGUUGCAGACGGCGGUCCCGGCGGCAGCCUGUUUCCAAUAGCCCUCCACACUGACCACUAUCUGGCCGUCUCGGCCAUUCUUUACCGGGCAAUUUGCGAAAGCCCCCACCGAAUGGCAGCAAAAGUUGACUUGGAACACCUUCGCGCUGUGAAGUUACAUCUCGAACGAGAUUCAUUUUCCGGAGAGUGGAGUGCUACGUUACAAAGCACAAUGGAAACAAUGCUUCAAAUAGCAGAGCACUUGGUACGGAAUGAAUCGACAGGAUCGACGUACCGGUAG